CCAUUCGGUCCUUCCCGAUGCUGCAGAGGAUGUUGGCGUCAAUUCGUCUUCCAAGCGUGUCGCCGCAAUACUCGAGUUCCUCGCCAUAACCUGCAGUCUAUCGUCAGUGAUCUUAUACCAAAGUAACCUUAGCGCCAUCGCGCAUACCAAGAUGAAAUCAUUCGCUAUCUCAUGCCUGCUGUUCUAUUCGUUGCCUCUGUCGCUAGGUGCACCGAUCUCUCAUGGUGAGUUCGUGCACACGCGGCAUACUACAAAGGACGAUUCGAUCUCUCCAUCUUUGAAUCAACAACAUGCUGCCUUGACUGGACUAUGGAACGCACGAACCCUCGACAAACUUGGGAAGAGAGAUGGACGUGGUGGCUACGCGACCGUGCAGAGCUUUGUAUCAUCCUGGCAGAAGCUCGUGGCAGGCUAUCCUGCAGACUAUGAGCAUGGGAUAGGGCACAUGGAGGCAGUCCACGUCUUGAUGGACUAUUUCCUGUAUGGAAAGAGAAUUUCGCAGAACGAGCACCAGCGUCAACCCAGCUUGACGGUAGAGACCCCGCUGCCGACUACAGAACUCAUGCGUCUGAGUGCGGAGCAUGAGCGCGCGAAACCGCCUCCCCUUCCGUCUGCACCCACCAUUGUUCCCUUGUGGAUGGAGGCAUUGCAACAAGCAGAGAAGGGCGGAGAUGAGGGAACGGCAGGCAUCUCACAACCGACUGCUACUGUCGACGGACUCUCGCGUCCAUCCCACGGUUACUUCGUGAAGAAAAAGGGCCUUGCAAACGUGUCCAAGGCCACCAUGCCAACAAUCACCAGGGACCAAUUGAAUGAUGCAGUCUCAACAUUCACUUCCAAUGUCUCUCUCGAUUACUCAAUAUUGUUGCGGCGCUUUGGACCUGAGAUCACGGUCUUGAGUGUCUUCAUCCUGGUCCCAAUAGCGGUCCUCAUCGUCGAGGCCAUCGAGGUGGUCUGGAGACGCUGGAGUCCGGAACGUUUCCCACGACGCGGCCGUGGCCGUAUACGGCUGGUAGGAGAGGAGAGAAGGUUGCAAGCGUGGUCUGACUGGGAGAGGGAGAAGGCUCUCUCGGAGAAAUCGCAAUGCUGGUGGAAGCGUUCACGGCGCAACAUUGGUCGAAAGCACGCAUUCAAUUCCUCGAAAUAGACCUCUUAUUGAUACUACCACCGCGUCGUUAUUCAAAAUAUACUUUAUUGCACCAACUUUCACUCGACUUACGCGAGAGCUAGGCGGUGCUCUUUGCGAUACCUUGGCCUUGCUUUGAGAAGCCAUAUUGCCAAGGCCUCGAGACAUGGAUCGUGCUGCGGUGUCGACUAUUGAAUUUCAUCGUUCGCAGUCGGUAUCUAGGAGCUUUCUGAAUGUUCCAAGUGGCUGCGAUCCAGGUGA
Molecule: messenger RNA, 1387 nt
Organism: Paecilomyces variotii
Lineage: Eukaryota; Fungi; Ascomycota; Eurotiomycetes; Eurotiales; Thermoascaceae
Exons: 1
Coding region: 152-1147 (331 amino acids)
Source: RefSeq, a predicted model, not a curated record